UUUUCAUUUCACUCUUCCCUGGGACUCGGACCGUGAAGGAGGAAACGAAGCAGUCAGUCGCAAACGACAACAAAAAUCGAAUCGAAGAAGAAGAGAGAAGGAUUUGGAGAUUCCAGGAAGAAGAACAUUGAGAGGUCGGGAAGGAAAUUUGAUUAAAAUGCAAGCUAGGAUGGAGAAUUCUCUUCACUUUGAUUCUCCAAGCUUCAACAGCUACUCUAACAGCAGGCUUGCAGAGAUCGCAGCCAAAAUCACCGAAAAAUUCAUGGAGGAGUCCUCUCAAUCCAGAUAUGACGACGAGGAAUAUGAAGUAGAACAAGAACAACAACAACAAGAAGAAAAAGAGCUUGAAAAUCGUCCUCUUACGCCGUCGCAGAGCUUAAACGAUCAACCUCCUGCUCCAAAAGAGCAGAAACAAGAAGGGAACGAAGAUGGCGAUGGAUUUGAAUUCCCUGUCUUCGGCAGAUCAGAUCCCGAUUUAUCACCGAAACCUGCGGAUGAGAUCUUCUACAACGGCCAGAUUCGGCCGAUUUUCCCUAUUUUCGACCGGAAUCUUCUUUACGCCGACGGCCACCACCGCGAUUCUAACAAGACUCCGAAAAAUCGCUCGUCUCAUCGUCUCCCUCUUGGAAAACUCAUGAUCGAGGAGCGCAGCAACAACGAUGAUCCUCCGUCUUCUUCCUCAUCCGAAGCCGAUGAACUCGAAAAUAUCCCCGACGGAUCUUACUGCGUUUGGACUCCGAAACCUGUCGAAGCAUCUCUGGAGAAAUGUAAGAAGAGUAAUUCCACCGGAUUCUCAAAGAAAACCUGGAAGUUCAGAGAUCUCCUUUACCGGAGCAACAGUGACGGUAUGGAUACCUACGUUUUCCUCUCUCCUUCAAAGACAACAAUGAUGAAGAGAAAUGACAAAACUGAAAAAGCGUCCGCUGACAGGGUGGAGGUCGGCAAAUCUCAUCCGCAACACCACCACCACCAACACCAACAGCAACAACUCAAGGAAAAGAGCAACUCUGUUUCCGGCCAAGUUAAAGUCGCCGCUAAUAAGGGGAAAGUGAAGGCCAAGGUAGCUUCCGGCGAGGCAUUGUCGGCUCACGAGAGUCAUUACGUUCGUUACAGAGCUCUAAAGGAAGAAGAUCGUCGACGAUCAUAUCUUCCUUACAGACAAGAUCUGGUUGGUUUGUUCGCUAACGCGAAUGGUGGUGUGAGCAGCAGGCGUACUCUCCAUCCAUUUUAGAGUAUUAUGGUGUGUGUCUCUCUUUGUUCUUUCCAUUUUUUUGUAACCAAUUUACUAUUUUCAUAGGAGUUUGGGUGUGAAAACUCCGAUCAUUCAUCACUGAAUCACAAUUGUUCCUUCCAUUGGGAUC
Macadamia integrifolia is the source of this 1361-nucleotide messenger RNA. RefSeq lists its product as uncharacterized. The record is from RefSeq and is a predicted model, not a curated record. The transcript has a single exon. Bases 158 to 1231 code for a protein of 357 amino acids. Lineage: Eukaryota; Viridiplantae; Streptophyta; Magnoliopsida; Proteales; Proteaceae.